GUUACGACUAGGCGGAAGCGCAUAAUUUACCGAACCUGAAGUGUUUCAGGAAAAAAGGGAAAACUGCUCAACGAGGAAGAACACGGUUAUAAAUCAUAACACACAGGACGGCGUAGACACUGUGUUUCGUGGCUGGAAGACUGGGUUACUCCACCUCUGUACAUCACGCCUGCUUCUUGUCACCAGGAGUUUACCCCUGACGUCGUUGUCGCCCAUCAUCAGUUCCCGACUCACUGAUCUCAGCUCCCCUCCCCACCUCUCAAGUCUGUAGUUUCAGCCCAGCUCAAGUUGUCUCAUCCAGAACAGCCUCUUAUCUCUGUCAAUGGCGGGACGUGGUGGAGGAGCAUCCAGGCCUAAUGGUGCCGCAGCAGCAAACAAAAUCUGCCAGUUCAAACUAGUGCUGCUGGGGGAGUCAGCGGUGGGAAAGUCGAGCCUGGUCCUGCGUUUUGUGAAAGGCCAGUUCCAUGAGUACCAGGAAAGUACAAUUGGAGCUGCCUUCCUGACACAGACCGUCUGUCUGGAUGACACCACUGUGAAGUUUGAGAUCUGGGACACAGCGGGUCAAGAGCGCUACCACAGCCUGGCUCCGAUGUACUACAGAGGAGCCCAGGCAGCAAUCGUGGUCUACGACAUUACUAACACAGAUACUUUUGCACGAGCAAAAAACUGGGUGAAGGAGUUGCAGAGACAAGCCAGUCCCAACAUAGUGAUCGCUCUGGCCGGCAACAAGGCAGACAUUGCAAACAAGAGAGCUGUAGAUCUUCAGGAGGCACAAACAUAUGCUGAUGACAACAGUCUACUCUUCAUGGAGACGUCAGCCAAGACUGCCAUGAAUGUCAAUGAAAUUUUCAUGGCUAUUGCAAAGAAGCUACCGAAGAACGAUCCUCAGGGUGGAGCUGGACCAGGAGGGCGGACCAGGACAGGAGUGGACCUACAAGAAGCCGCUCCUCAGGGCCGCAGUAGCCAGUGCUGUGGUGGCAGUAAUUAGCAAGUACAAAACAGUGUACUUUAGUGAGCGAGCCUUGAACAUGGUUUUAAGGACAGCACGUAGCUAAAACCCAGAAAGGCAGGCAAGGGCAGAGCCUCUCGCCACUCCUGCACUUAAACUGAGAUUACAGAUGAGAUUAUCUGGAUACUCUUUGAUUAAAGGAACAUUUUUUUAAAGAAUCAUAAGCUAGAGGGAAUAACAGAGAUCCCUCACUACUCUUCUCUUCUGUCUUUGCCCCCUGUAUCUAUCUACCUCCCUGUUCAUCCUCAACCUCUGUCUCAGUUGAUUAAAUUCUGUCUUAAAUGAUUUUUUUUGAAGGGUGAUAUUGAGGUUUUUGCCAUUUUUUUGUGUGUGUGUGUGUGUGUGUGUGUGUGUGUGUGUGUGUGUGUGUGUGUGUGUGUGUGUGUGUGUGUGUGUGUGUGUGUGUGUGUGUGUGUGUGUGUGUGUGUGUGUGUGUGUGUGUGUGUGUGUGUGUGUGUGUGUGUGUGUGUGUGUGUGUGUGUGUGUACUAUAUAUAUUAUAUAUAUUUACAUAUACACACACAUAUACAUAUAUAUUUUGAGUUGUUUACUUUUCUGCUCCUCUCAUUUCCCCUUCUCAUUGAUCAUCAUUAUGAAAAAUAAAAACACCCAACUGUCACAACUGAAAUUGCAAAUGAAAGAGCAAUUAAACUUACGGGGUUUUUGUCACAUUGCAAUUGAUAUCUCAGCAUUUUGUCGCUCUUUUUAGGGACCUGGGUCACACCACAGUGAUAAGGAAAUCUCUAGACGUUGCUUAUUGAAGCAGGUCAUGAUUUGUUAGGCUACACAUCUGAAGAUGUUUUUGAACUGAUGUGCAACAAAUGCAGCUGUUUGCAUUCAUUGUGUAUUGAUACCUGUAACAUCAGAGAGUUGUUAGCCUUUUUUAAGAGAAAUGUGAAAAUAACUUGUAAAUCUAAAAUAAUAAAUAACAUGAAAAAUGA
Molecule: messenger RNA, 1949 nt
Organism: Scomber scombrus (Atlantic mackerel)
Lineage: Eukaryota; Metazoa; Chordata; Actinopteri; Scombriformes; Scombridae
Product: ras-related protein Rab-5C-like
Exons: 6
Coding region: 323-988 (221 amino acids)
Molecular function (GO): GTPase activity; GTP binding
Source: RefSeq, a predicted model, not a curated record